AUGGAAGAAGACGGAGGAGGCGGCGGAGGGUUGGGCUUCAUGGAGCUGCUUACUUCGGGGAAAAGCAUCUUGCUCUUCGACGGCUCUGCUUCUUCUUCGACGGUCUGUUUCAGUGGGAAACAGGAAGAAGAAAGAGAAAAAGAAAACAGCAAAGUUUCUGAGAAUUCAAAGAAGAUUGCCGGAAAGAGAUUAUCAACCUCCAUUAUGACGCCGAAAACAGAGUGCCCUGCUUCAGCUACCAGCAGCUUCCAUGGCGGCACCAAGGUCCCUUUCAUAUAUAUGCGCAUUUUGGCUACGUCCAUUAUUAAACAAAUCUGUGAAUCGCAGAGGAGGAAGGAAAAGUUGGGAGAUCGAAUUACGGCAUUGCAGCAGCUGGUUUCUCCCUUUGGCAAGGUGAUUGUUAACCGUGAUUAUAUCAAUUUCAUGGCGACAUUGGCUUGAUCGUUUACUCCCAGUACUGUCUCUCUGUUGCAGUCUGAUGCUGCCAGUGUUCUCCACGAAGCCCUAGGUUACAUCCGCUUCUUGCAUGACCAAGUCCAGGUUCAUAGCUAUACCUCCCAAAUUCGACACCUAUAGUUUUAAUAUAUCAAUAAAUCUGUUCUCUGUCAGGUUCUGAGCUCGCCGUACCUGAGGAACUCGCAGUUCGUGGAAGAAAUUGCAGCGGAGGAGGAAGAAGCAAGAAGGAUCGAUGAUCUAAGAAGCUGGGGCUUGUGCCUGGUGCCGGUCUCUUGCGCGGAGCUCGUGACGAGCAGCAAUGGAGCUGAUUUCUGGUCGCCGGCUAUGGCUACCACGACGGGGGGCAGCAAGUCAUCUUCCUCCAUUUCCAAGCACUAAGUUCUUUCUUAGAGUUGACAGAAUCUAGAUACUGCAGAAUCUUGUUUAAGAUCAUAAUUCUUGGAAGAAGCAACAACAACGUUUGACCAAGUAAUUAGACUUUUAAAGUGGUUGUCUCUUCUUCUUCGAAGAGCAUAACGAAGUUAAUCAAUACAAAGAAGAUUCUUACUGUGCUUA
Molecule: messenger RNA, 1011 nt
Organism: Zingiber officinale
Lineage: Eukaryota; Viridiplantae; Streptophyta; Magnoliopsida; Zingiberales; Zingiberaceae
Product: transcription factor bHLH103-like
Exons: 3
Coding region: 1-441 (146 amino acids)
Source: RefSeq, a predicted model, not a curated record